This is a messenger RNA of Penicillium daleae, 1461 nucleotides long. RefSeq lists its product as uncharacterized. The record is from RefSeq and is a predicted model, not a curated record. Bases 1 to 1461 code for a protein of 486 amino acids. The transcript has 2 exons. Lineage: Eukaryota; Fungi; Ascomycota; Eurotiomycetes; Eurotiales; Aspergillaceae.
AUGGCAUCCUUCGUCUAUUCUUCAUCUUCGCUGCCACCAAAGACCCCGAAGGAGUGGGAGGUGGUCUUGAUGGAGGUCAAGCGGCUCUACCUUGACCGACAGUACAAACAAUGUGCAGCUCGCGCUACAAAGCUCCUCGCAACGACCGGAAAAACAGAUGUAAGUGUGCGAUGUCUUGAGGUUUUCCCCAAGGCUUGGCAACUCAUCAUUUUGAUGCAGGUUCAUCCGAUCUACAUAGCCUACCUGGCGUUUCACGCGGCUAUCUCCUACGAGUUCCUGGGCCAAGCAGCCCAUCUCUACUCGAGCAACAAGGUCAACUAUCUCCAGGCCGCUCUUGACUCUUUUUUGGAGUGUCUCCGUUCUAUUCCAGAGUCCUUUCCAUUGCCAAAGCUGGCUACGGUCUACCCAACUCCUCCUCCGAGUCCUCAAUCCGUGUCUCAGACGCAGUCGCCUCUGACAUCCUACGAUUAUUCUGCAACUUCCGACGAAGCUCAAGAGUGCUCACCUCUACAACCUCUCGUCGUCGACGCUCUGACGCGAAUGAUUGAUGUCUCCCUCAAUAUUCCGGAUGUCGAGGAUCCAUUCGUUUCCGACUCGGAGACUGAAGGCCAGGAUUUUUUCAUGCGGGCCUGCAUUGCAUCGGUUGACGCUCGUGGUGGAUCACUCCAGAACAAUGCACUCUUCCGAGUUCAACUGCCCCAAGUCACAGACACAAAUGAACUCGAAGAGUUCAUCAAAAUGAAUUCCUUGAUGCCGUCUCCGCUCCGCGUUAGAAAGUCGGUAUGCGAGUUGCCUCCGCCAGUUAGAAGGUACCCUGGAAUGUUUGACACCCCCACGAAGCUGGGAAAAUCGGUUCGUGCUCGACGUCCAUUGCAGCCUAUCCCAGAAAUUCGGUUGAACCUUGGCCAUAUCAAGUUGACUGCAGCCCAGGUGGCUAAGGGGUUGGCUGCCCGUUCAAGCCCAAGUCGCAUCCCAAGGACCCCUACGAAGAACGGCCCCAAGGGAGAUGAGCGCGAGGGCAAUGAGAACAAGGGUAAUGGGCACAAGGGCGAAGAAAAGACCGUCCAGAAUAAAGCCACUACGCCCAUGCUUCAGCCGGGGGUUGACUUUCUUCGCUCGCAAGUGAACGCCAACAUCUCCGACGUCAGGCGGCACGUGGAGAAGGUUGCCGAGAUUCAGAGAGUUCGUCGCGCUCGAAAGAUUCGGCGCGCCGCAUCCUUCUGGAGCUUCUCGCCCGUCACUCAGGCAGAAGGAGGCAAAGUCGACCUGGAGCCGGAGCUGAUCAUGGACGAACUUGGCAAUGUUUUGGCCAAAGAGUCCAAGGAACAGCGGAUUGCCCGGCUCCGGGCCGAUGGUUGGACUACCGUGGGCAUGCGUUCUCCCCGUAGCACCUGGAAGGGAGCCGGUUACUACCAGGAGCUCUGUAACGUGGUGCUGACUGAGAUGUGUGUGGAUAACUGA